AUGUUAUAUGGAUGGAAUAUUGAUCAUUAUCUUGGCACUAUGCAUGGAUUUACUCUUCAAGAAUCAACAAUACCUCUAUGUAGAUUUUUUGCCUUUCUUAAUUAUUUUGCUGGUCAAUCAUCAGCUUGGCUUCGUGUUUUCGUCUCUUUUGAUCGAUAUCUAUCAUUGAGUCGUCUUCAUCGAACAUGGUUUGGUAAAUCGAAGAAUGUUCUUAUUAUCAUUGGAUGCAUCCUUGGAUGUUGUACUUUAAUAAAUGGCCUUCUUUUCUUUUACGGUUGUUCUCAAAAAGCAGAUGGUACAAUAAGUCAAGCUUCUUGGGCAUUUCAAUUAUAUCCACUAUGGGAUUAUGUCAAUCUAGGAGUAUACAAUUGUGCACCAUUUAUAUUGAUGGUUACAUUUAAUAGUGGUGUGAUUUAUCAUUUAACUCGUCUUCGUCAUACAAGUACUGUUCAAAAUUCACGCAUUCAACAUCGAUCGAUUUCAAUUACAUUAGUUAUUACAACAUUUCUCUUCUUAAUUAUGACCAUACCAGCUACUGUAGGUUAUGCAUUCUUUUCUACAGCAAGUUCUACCAUAUUGCAUUUAUUAGAUGGAUUUCUUUAUAGUUAUCAUGUAUUAUCAUUUCCAUUGUAUAUGAUUACAUUUGAUGAGUUUCGACAAGAUUUUUUUCAGAUGAUUACAUGUAGAACAAACAAUCCAAGAGUUGGACCACAAACACAAACUGGUAUUGCACCAAAUACAUUAAAUACAAAAAAUUAA
Messenger RNA from Rotaria sp. Silwood1, 759 nucleotides. NCBI's taxonomy places the organism in Eukaryota, Metazoa, Rotifera, Eurotatoria, Philodinida, Philodinidae. The record is from the annotation of a GenBank genome assembly.